UCGUAAAGUAACCGCCCACGAGCAGACUAAACAACAAAGAUGGAGUUGUGAACUAGUAGCAAGUUAGCUUCCAAAGGACGUUACAUUUCUGUUUUUGUGUAAUUGCCGUUCACAGAGCGGAAGUAACCAGCCGAUUGAAGGGGAGUGAUGCGACCACAUUGACGUCACACAUAGUCGAGGUGUUGUAGGGGUCGCAACAAGCUGUCGAGCGGGUAAACAUACCGGUGUCUUGGCGACGACAAAGACAACACGGCUUAACGUCAGCGGCUACCUCGGUGAGCUAAGUAACGUCUGCUCCUUUUCACUGUUAACGAGCGAAGAGCGCGACUCGGACAGAAAUGGAAAAGUCAGAUUUCCUGAAAGGACUACCAGUCUACAACAAAAACAACUUCAGCAGAUUCCACGCAGACUCUCUAUGUAAAGCAUCAAACCGUCGACCAUCUGUGUAUCUUCCAACACGGGACUAUCCAUCAGAGCAGAUCAUAGUCACAGAAAAGACAAACAUCCUAUUGCGAUAUCUUCAUCAACAGUGGGACAAAAAGAAUUCAGCUAAAAAACGGGAGCAGGAGCAAGGAGAAGUGGAGAACAUGGCGCCUCCACGGAAAAUUGCCAGAACAGACAGUCGGGAGCUGAAUGAGGAUUCGUGAAUGGCUGUGCUGUUGAUGCACAACCAGCAGAGACUGACCAAUUUAAACAAAAUGCGAAAACAGAUGCAGAAUAUAUGUUUGCAAACCCAGGCCUUGACACUGAAGCACACAGGGAUUCAUACUUUUCAGACCAUAGCCGGCAUAUUAAUCUAAAAAACAUUGGUCUUAAUGUUUUACUUCAAAAUUCCUCUUCAACCAAAAUCUAUUUUUCUCGGUUUAUUUACUACUUUCACCCAGUAUUUUCUUUUGUUCCAAGACACCUAUGCCUCAAAUGUCAGUGUUUGUGGUUUGAAAAUAACAUCUACCUCCUAAUUCCUCAUUCCCUCUGCUUUUCCUUCACUUAAGCUCACACAGUUUUCUUUUAAAUAUGUAGCUGCUCUGGGAGGGUUUACAGCUGUAGUUAUUCAUAGCUUCUCUAAGAUAUGCACAUAUUAAUAUAAGUGGUUAAGUGGCAUGCCAUCUGUUGUUGCUCCUACUCCAUAAGAAUGUUUUUGUUUUGAAUUGCAUAAGGACUGGUCUAUCAAUUUUUAUUUUGGCUUAUCUUUUAUGUGAUUACUGGUAUUGUGUUUGUUGCUUUAGAUUUAAUCAUCCAUUCAGGGUUUGUUAUGGACGGGUGCUGAAAGUUUUUCUCUUGAUGAUUAAUGAUUUAUGGCCUUAAAUGGAAGUAAGUGUGUUUUAAUGAUGUCUUAGAGUGAACCCGUCGGUUUACAUUGUUGUUUCAGGUGAAGAAGUCAACCACAAGCCAGUUGAAUGGAUGUUAGCGUGUCUAUGAAGACUUAUUCAAGCCAACAGAGUCAGACUGGAGAAUGCAAACUGUUUUUGUACAGUAAGACCUGCAGAUUGUGUAGCCAUGUUCGAAGUUUGAUGCUCAGUAGUUUGAGAUCACCACUUUAUAAGCAGUGUGUGUGUAUCUUUGUAAUUACAACGUUUGCACAAUAUUUUAUGGGUGAGCUGAUGACUGCAGAUAUAAGUAAAUUUAAAAUGUAUCUGUACUGCUGUGAAGGUGACUUGUAGGGACUGCUGUCGAUCCUUGAUAUAAAUGUGCCAUUCACAUUUACUUUCAUAGUGACAUUGAGGAAAUGCGUGUUUGGAUUGAGGACAGCAGGACUAAAUAAACAGAGUGUUUGCAGCUCACAAAUUA
Molecule: messenger RNA, 1788 nt
Organism: Cyclopterus lumpus (lumpfish)
Lineage: Eukaryota; Metazoa; Chordata; Actinopteri; Perciformes; Cyclopteridae
Product: DET1- and DDB1-associated protein 1-like
Exons: 5
Coding region: 339-647 (102 amino acids)
Biological process (GO): positive regulation of proteasomal ubiquitin-dependent protein catabolic process
Cellular component (GO): Cul4-RING E3 ubiquitin ligase complex
Source: RefSeq, a predicted model, not a curated record